Eimeria necatrix is the source of this 608-nucleotide messenger RNA. RefSeq lists its product as hypothetical. The annotation marks the transcript as partial. NCBI's taxonomy places the organism in Eukaryota, Apicomplexa, Conoidasida, Eucoccidiorida, Eimeriidae. The record is from RefSeq and is a predicted model, not a curated record. The transcript is spliced from 2 exons.
GAGUGGGAGGGGGUGGGGGCGGGGUGGCGAGCGGCAGCAGCAGCAGGAGGGCAGAGCAGCGACAGCAGCAGCAGCGGGAGGAGUGGAUAGCAGCAGUAGCAGCAGCAGCAGCAGCAGCAGCAGCAGCAGCACGGGAGAGCAGCAGCAGGAGCCAGCAGCAGAAGUCAAGAGCAGCAGCAGCAGCAGCAGAAAACAGCAGGGGUGGAGAGCAGCAGCAGCAGCAGAGACACCCAGAAAGGGAGCCUCGAGUCCACAAAAAGGGUCUCAGGCAGCGACAUAACAGCAGCAGCAGCAGCAGCAGCAGCAGCAGCAACACUAGCAGCAGCAGCAGCAGCAGCAACACUAGCAGCAGCAGCAGCAAAAAGAGCGCAGCAGCCGCACACACACUGCAGCAGCAGCAGCAGCAGCAGCAGCAGCAGCAGCGGUUGCUGCGGCAGCAGCUUCAGCAGUUGCUGCAGCAGCAGCAGCGGCAACGUCAGCUGCAGCUGCUGCUACAGCAGCACCUUGAGCAGCUGCAACACCACCAGCAGCAGCUGCAGCAGAUACUACUGCAGCAGCAGCUGCUGCAGCAGCUGCAGCAGCUGCAGCAGCGAAAGAAGGCCUUUUGA